This is a messenger RNA of Phyllotreta striolata, 701 nucleotides long. NCBI's taxonomy places the organism in Eukaryota, Metazoa, Arthropoda, Insecta, Coleoptera, Chrysomelidae. The record is from the annotation of a GenBank genome assembly.
CUUUUAACAAUUUACGUGUUCAUAGUAACGAAAAUCGUACGUAAAAAGUAACAUGAGAGUGGAUUCGCAACCGGUGGCAAAAAGUGCGGUAAAUUCGGAUUUUUUAAUGGGUAUCUCUUAUUCGUUCGAUUAUUGAACAUGGGCUGCACCGCAUCCAAAACCUCAGUCGUUGAACCGUUGGACGGCAGCCACUCCAACGGGCACCUCCAGCUCAAAACAGUACCGGUCUCGCCCAAGCAACAAGACGUUCUUCCACCGCUGGAAGCCGAGGACCUGCAAGAGGAACUGCUCCUGGAGAACAGCUCCGUCAACAACAUGCACAAAGGAACGAACGGCAUGUCCUUCGACAUAGCCUUCGAGGAGAACGAAGAGGAGGAGAAUCCGAAGAAACUUCCGCCCAGGAGGAUCCUGGAGAGGCUGGACGGGCCGCCGCCAACGCCCAGUUUGCAGCAAUUGCAGGAUAAGCUGGAAGAAGCGGAUAUCCGACGGCAGCAGAUUUUGGCGCAACGAAUACAGUCUGCUAAGAGACACCCCUUCAUGAAGAAAUUGCAUUCCGGAUCGAGCGCAGACGAUGAGGAAGACGAUGGAUUUUUGAAGAUACCGAAAGAAAUCAACGGCAGCGUUACUUCUUAUAAAAUAUCCGAUACUUGAAGCGAUGUUUUAGUUUAGGAGGAAGGAAAUAAAUUCUUUUUAUUACUCAA